Venustampulla echinocandica is the source of this 426-nucleotide messenger RNA. RefSeq lists its product as uncharacterized. Gene Ontology annotation, cellular component: mitochondrion. The record is from RefSeq and is a predicted model, not a curated record. NCBI's taxonomy places the organism in Eukaryota, Fungi, Ascomycota, Leotiomycetes, Helotiales, Pleuroascaceae. The transcript has a single exon. Gene Ontology annotation, molecular function: flavin-dependent sulfhydryl oxidase activity; flavin adenine dinucleotide binding. Bases 1 to 426 code for a protein of 141 amino acids.
AUGACUGCUCAAAGCAAAAAAUUCGCCAAAAGCAAAACCUCAGCUGCCGACACUGCAGCUCUCCAAGCUGCCACCGGGCCACCGCCUAAUUGUCCUCCCGAUGUAGAGCAACUUGGGCGGGCUUCCUGGACACUUCUUCACUCCAUAACGGCGACCUAUCCCGAAACUCCUACGCCGAAUGAGCAGAAUGAUGUGAAGCAAUUUAUGAGAUUGUUUGGGAAACUGUAUCCUUGUUGGGUAUGCGCGGAGGAUUUCCAAUCAUACAUGGAAAGAAACAAGGUUAGGGCGGAGACAAGGGAUCGAUUUGGACGGUGGAUGUGCGAAGCGCACAAUGAAGUUAACAGGAAACUUGGGAAGAACGAAUUCGACUGUAAUAAGUGGGAGGAGAGGUGGCGGACUGGUUGGAAGGAUGGGAGCUGCGAUUAG